Molecule: messenger RNA, 1829 nt
Organism: Pyricularia oryzae 70-15
Lineage: Eukaryota; Fungi; Ascomycota; Sordariomycetes; Magnaporthales; Pyriculariaceae
Exons: 2
Coding region: 562-1437 (291 amino acids)
Biological process (GO): chromatin remodeling
Cellular component (GO): Ino80 complex
Source: RefSeq, a predicted model, not a curated record
CGAUUGAUCGCGCGCCGUUUUCCAGGAGACGUCGACAAUCGAUGCUGCCAAAACCCCAUGUGCCAGCAAUGGACGCCCAAGCUUUGAGAAUGCCUCAUCCCACACAAAUAAAACCAAUCUCCCCCCUUGCCAUCCCACAACAUGUUUCCCAUUUCCUUGUCCCAUCAUUAUCAUCACCAACCUCACCACCAACGCCGUCAUCAUCACCACCGCAUCGCCCCCAACUGAAUUUUCCAAAACCGCCUUGACGACGCAGCACAGUAUUACAGGUUGCCUGCCGCCAACUUUUGUUUGCAGAUCCUACAACUGACGCCAAAAGUCACUUGAGCGCCUGACAAGUCAUCAUCCCACCCAUUGUUGUCAUCAACACGACCUUCCAGACUUCAUCACCCGUCCGGCUAGACAAAAACUGUCACAGACUGAACCUUGCUGCCGACGUGCAACUUUUUUUUUUCUUUCUCGGACUGGAGUAGUGCAACCAUCAACAUCGUCAUCUCCAAUCGGUCGCUCUGCCUUCCAGAUCUACAGACGUCCACGCAUCCUUCUUUGAUAAAAGCCGUCAUGGCCCCAUCAAAUAAGACUGCGGCCUCGACGGCUGGAAAGGAACGACGCAAAUCCGACAAGAUAGAGCAGACCAGGCCUGGACUGGUUACAUUAAUCGUCCCCGCAGAAAAGCUCCGUGCCAUUCUCGACCCGACACCGUCGGCGCCCCCAUCAGUCAAAGAAGACACACCAGCCAAAGACUCCCCGGCCCCGUCAACCACAGAUGCUGUCGCGCCAGCGGAAACCGCGCCUGGCUCUGCACCAGAUACCCCCAAUGCAAACGGCUCCUCCACACCAGCGCCACCUUCAGUCAUGGGUCCACCAACCGAAGCUCCCAAGAAGAAGGGCAAGAGGGCCAAUGGAAAUGGUGUUGACGUCCCUGUCAAGAUUAGGGGCAAACCGGGACCCAAGAAGAAGGCCAGGCUUGAUGAUGGUUCUCUUGAACCCGGUCGAGCUGGUGGACUAGGGCACAAACUCGGUCCCAAGGCAAACCAGGGUGCCAUCAACGCCGGACUGCGCGCUCUUGAUCGCUCCGGCAAGCCAUGUCGGAAGUGGAGCAAAGGUGGUUUUCAGCUCAAGAGUUUUACCGGCGUUACAUGGGCCCUGCCCCGUUGGACCGCACCACCCAGACCCAAACCUGAAGAGGUUACCUCUAACCCUGAACCACAAACGGACUCUGCUCCAGCCUCUGCCGGCGGCAAUGGCAGCAACAAGGAGAACGGUGCCGAACCCACGCCUGACUCUGCAACUAAUGGCACGACCACCCUCAAGCAAGAGAACGGAGUCUCAAACAGCGACAAGGCCAACAGUAACAGUGGAGGUGACGUCGAGAUGCAAAACGCACCUAGUUUGGAGGAUAACUCUCCAGUCCCCCAACCCAUCGCCGCCAACUAAUUGUGCCUGUGACGGAGGCCGUCUUUUGCUUCAACCUUUGGAACGCUUACCUUUAGAUGUAACACCACUAGCUCUUGUGGGCUUCAUUUCUUACUUUUAUGUUCACGCACACUGGAUAGACGCUAUGGUUGGCGCUUAGCAAAGUAACGGUUCAGCGUUACUGGAUAUGGAGUUUUACGGAGUUCGGAAUUGAUUUUGUCUUGCCUUGCUCGCUGCCGUUUGUUAGCUGGGGAUAUGUAUAAUACGAAGAAUAAAAGAAAGACAUAAUCGCUUGCCGGGACAUCUUUUCAAUCUUCUUCCUGGCCCGGCUGUGUUACCUGAAGCAUCUUGACACUUUUUUGCACUCCACUCCAAUGACUUCUGGCCAAUUUUUCCAAGGGAUAUUUCCCCAC